UCGCGUUCUGCCGCCUGCACUGUAUUGCAUUUGAAGGCGCUUUAGCCGACCGAGAUGCGCGGAAGCGAUGGUCUUCAUUGAGGUGCAGGACAACUUAACUGGCCCAGGGAAAGACAAGGUUUCCCCUUGGAGGCAUCAUCAAGUUUCCUCCCCUCUGGAUGGUGUGCCCGUCAAAGCCUGACCCGUAACCAGUGGAUCAGGUUACAUUUCUCAGCUGGUGCUUUUCAAAACUCAUUGACCGUCCUCGUAUCCAGGAAGACAAGGAGCUCGGUUCCUGCUGAUAAAAGCAUGAGCCAGACAGCUAUAAAUCGAGGCUUCUUCCUUCGCAAGUUGGUAAAGGUUCGACAUCAUCAACAGCGAUAUUUGCCUCGAUUCGACACCGCGACACGAACUCCAUUCUUCCGCAACAGCUCCGCUCAAAAGACGGUCCCAUAGAAAAUAUGAAACUCACUGCGGCUGCUCUACUUUCUUCCCUCGCUUUCGCCUCAGCGUGGAACCUGGAUCUUUACACCACCGACAAGCGCCAUGUCAAAACGCACGGAACCAGAGACUCCGGCUGUAAGAACAUCGAGUUCCACCCUGCGCUCAAAGUUAACCGUGCAAAUUUCCGUCCCGCAACCAAUAACUGGCCUGACCCAAAGACUUUCGAGCUUUACGCCAGUAAGAACUGCAAAAAGUUGAGCUACCGUAACGGCAAAGGCAAUCACAAGAUGUCCGCCAGAACCAUUCGCAGUUACAAAGUCUACUAAGAAAUUUCACAAGCCCAUCAAGGCAGCCUUCGCGUACGGGCUGAACAGCAUGAUGGGUGGAUGGAUUGCCUUCAAUGCUGGUGGCAGUGGCGUCAUAUGUCAUUAAUGUAGUUGGGAAUCUAGAUUUCUCUUAUCAGGCAGA
Molecule: messenger RNA, 891 nt
Organism: Coccidioides immitis RS
Lineage: Eukaryota; Fungi; Ascomycota; Eurotiomycetes; Onygenales; Onygenaceae
Exons: 2
Coding region: 441-749 (102 amino acids)
Source: RefSeq, a predicted model, not a curated record